AUGUCUUUUUUCCCCAUGUAUUGCAGGAUUGUCUUGUCAAAACCAACAGGAAUUGGAGGUCUUGCCAAAAAGGUGUGCCUUCAUUUAUCCCAAUUUUGCUUACUGUCUCUCAUUUUCAUUUUAGAAUUAAGAUUUCUUCAAAGUCCGCUAUGUGUGUGUGAUCUUUGGUCCAACGGUAUGCCUCGGCUUGUGAAAGCAAGUAUGUUGGAUUGUCUUGUCAAAACCAACAGGAAUUGGAAAUCUUGCCAAAAGGUUUUGCAUUUAUUUAUCCCUAGUUUGUUUAAGCUGUCUCUCAUUUUCAUUUCAGAAUUAACAUUUCUUCAAAGACAGCUGUGUGUGUGUGUGCUUAUACCCAGUAAAGCAUGUAUGUUUAUGUUCUUUACAUAUAUAGUAUGUCUUUCGAAAACCAACAAAUUUGAAGUAUUGCCAAAAGGGAAUCUGGCUAUAAGAAUGACAUCUGAAGAUGCCCUUCACACAUGUUAGCAAGAAAGAAGACAAGAAAAGCUACUUGAAGCAUGAAGGAAUAAAGAUUAGGGAAUGGAAGGGGAAUCCACUAAAGGCUGAUUACUUUAAAGGGUAUACAUGUUGAAGAAUAUUGUGGUAGUCUACAUGUUAAAAGUACAACAUCAAAUUUUAGUUGUAAAAUAACAAUAACUGGGGAAAUGGCUGAUGGAACCAUGACAUAGCUUAUGGUAUAAAAUACAUAAUUGUAUUGAAUUAGGAAAACUUAGUUUCCAAAAGAAUGUCUACCUUCAUCCUGAUGUUCAUCUGAUAAUGUUGAGUCUUUGCCGGGGUUUGAGUCGCAGAAACAACUUCUCUGCUUAAG
This is a messenger RNA of Ilex paraguariensis (yerba mate), 826 nucleotides long. NCBI's taxonomy places the organism in Eukaryota, Viridiplantae, Streptophyta, Magnoliopsida, Aquifoliales, Aquifoliaceae. The record is from the annotation of a GenBank genome assembly.